ACAACACUGCCUCAUACUAAUAAACAAGGCAGCUGGAAAAUAUUUAUAAAAAUCGACAUAUCCUCGAUUUGUAUACAAUUUAGUAGUUAAAACACCUAGCAGCAAGAUGGGAAAGGGCUUCAACAACUACAUGUGUAAGAAAUUCUUCCACCCCGCCUCCAGGGACAAUCUCAAAAGGGUGUGGAUGGCGGAGCAGCAGGCUGAGGCGUACAAAAAGAAGCAGGAGGAGCUGCGCAAUCAGUACGAAAAGGAACAGAAUCUGCACGAGAACAAGGCGAUGCUCAGUAAGGACAGCAAGGAUAAGUUGAGUGUCAACUUCAUGUACGAGCCACCACCGGGAGUGCGUAAAGAGCGCGAAAAGGACGACAACGAGCCGGAGUACAAGUUCGAGUGGCAGCGGAAGUACAACGCUCCGAGGGAAUCCUACUGCAAGGGGGACACCGAAAUCCGUGAUCAGCCCUUUGGCAUCCAAGUGCGCAACGUGCGCUGUCUUAAGUGCCACAAGUGGGGCCACAUCAACACGGACAAGGAGUGCACCAUGUACAGCAUUUCAAUGAGCGAGGCACGCAAACUGCAUGCGGAAACCGAGGCCAGCGACAUCAUGGCCAAAAACGUGCUGGAGGAGCAGAUGAAGGAGGAUGGCCUCAUGAUGAAGCGAUCGGCGCUCGAGUUGCAGAGCAUCAAGGCCAUCCAACAGCAGCACCAACUGGUGCCCAGCGACGGCGAGGAGGAGGCCAACGCCAAUCAACAAAACCCAGAGCUCGUCUUUCUCAAAUCCCUGUCCAAGAAACAAAAGCUAAAGCUGCUAAAAAAGCUAGAGAAAAUCGAACGUAUGAAGCGCAAGGGCGAGGGUAUUAAGAAAACAUCCAAGAAAAAAUCCAAAAAACAAAAGGAGGAUAAAGAGAGUAAGAAAAAGAAAUCUAAAAAGGAAAAAUCAGGCAGAAAAGAAAGAAAAUCUUCAGUGGGUGAUAGUUCAUCCUCCUCUUCAUCCUCGGAUAGCAGUGAUUCCGAGGACAAUCGCAAGAGAAACCACAAAGACGACAAUAGGAAUGGUUAUCAAAGGACUAAGGAAUCGGAGCAUGACCAUCAUCGGCGUAGGGAUGAAAAUAGGCAUCGCAGAGAUCGAUCCCGAUCCAGAGAUCGAUCGCGAUCAAUCAGCAGAGAUAGGAGGAGGGAAAGAGAGCGCCGGGAUCACUCCAGGCGAUAGUAUUAUCUGUGUACCAAGCAAUAAAUUUUGAACAUUUUGUAUCACUUUUAAACAUAUAUUUGCGUCUAUAACCUAUUAUCGUAUGAUGUCUUACCUAUCUAUCUACCAAUAUAUUUUAUUUAAACUA
Drosophila rhopaloa is the source of this 1334-nucleotide messenger RNA. RefSeq names its product corepressor interacting with RBPJ 1. NCBI's taxonomy places the organism in Eukaryota, Metazoa, Arthropoda, Insecta, Diptera, Drosophilidae. The transcript has 2 exons. The record is from RefSeq and is a predicted model, not a curated record. Bases 107 to 1207 code for a protein of 366 amino acids. Gene Ontology annotation, cellular component: nucleus. Gene Ontology annotation, biological process: negative regulation of DNA-templated transcription. Gene Ontology annotation, molecular function: transcription corepressor activity.